AUGGGCUCCGAUCUCAGCCAGAAUCGCGUGAAGCCCAAACCUGCGAACCGCUCCUCAAAGCGCCGGGCAGCCCCCAACAUGCCGGCUGCGAAAACCACCUCCGCGGGCAGUCGGCCCAUCACGGCGCCAGUGGUGAAGCGACCCCGGCAGAGGCGUGAGCGAGAUGAUCGUUCAAUCACUCGCAUGUCAAGCGAUACCUCCGAUACCCCCAUUUCCCUACCACGCCCCUACCGAUCUCCAUCGCCUGAUCACCAUUCCGGGAACAGCGCCAGUGCUGAGUCCAAUACUAAGGCCACCAAUCUCGGGGCCGAGAUCGAGAUCUUGCGCACCCAGCUUCGCGCAGCCAAAGCCGAAGCGAAGACGUACCAAGACGAAAACGCGGAUCUGAACUACCGCAUCAUGGAGGCGGAGCGCAGGGCUGAGAAGGCAGAGACGGACGCUGCGGCGGCCAAGAAGCGGGCCAAGGAUGCAGGGAGGACCCUGGGCCAGAUCUCCAAGCUCAAGGAGGCCGCUAAGCGCCGUUGGCAAGAGCUUGAGGUAGAACUCAAGCUGGCUGAGGAUGAGGCUGAGCUGGCUACGAAGGGGAAGGAGGAGGCGGAGAAGCUCGUCGAGGCGUACAAGCUCGUGCUCAAGAACCAUGGGCUGCUCGCCGGCGGUAUGGUGGGCGCAGCUAGUGCCGGUCGCGAUGGUGCAUCAACUGAGGUUACGGAACCCAGCUAUGGCGACGUCGAGCCCAUCAUACAUGAGUGA
Molecule: messenger RNA, 750 nt
Organism: Trichosporon asahii var. asahii CBS 2479
Lineage: Eukaryota; Fungi; Basidiomycota; Tremellomycetes; Trichosporonales; Trichosporonaceae
Exons: 1
Coding region: 1-750 (249 amino acids)
Source: RefSeq, a predicted model, not a curated record